Molecule: messenger RNA, 3235 nt
Organism: Corythoichthys intestinalis (scribbled pipefish)
Lineage: Eukaryota; Metazoa; Chordata; Actinopteri; Syngnathiformes; Syngnathidae
Gene: c7h1orf52
Product: chromosome 7 C1orf52 homolog
Exons: 3
Coding region: 142-810 (222 amino acids)
Source: RefSeq, a predicted model, not a curated record
ACUACUUUACUACUGUAUUGGAGGUUGAUUCAAAAUGGAGUAAGGUUAUCAGAACGUAAUUGAAUGUGUUACGAUAACAAACAAAAUCCAUAAUUUAGCUUAAAUGAUCAAUGUGUACAAUACAGCAGAUAUCUCUACAAAAUGACUGACGACAAGACGACUAGCUCAUUAGGUUUCUUUUCGAGCUACGACGAUUUGAGCGACAGCAGCGCCUCUGACGAGGAGGCUUCGCACCGCCGGAGGGAUCAGCACCAGGAGCCAGGGACAGAUGCAACGGGAAGUGAUGCGAAAUGUUCCGCUCAAGGGAGCAAACAAGAAGCCGGCGAAAAUCGUUUGCCAAAGCCCGACGAGCUUUUUAAUUCCGUGUCCAAACCAGCGUUUCUCUACAAUCCUCUGAACAAGGAGAUUGAUUGGGAUAACCUGACGGUGAAACCUCCCGAAGAGGCACCUAGGGAGUUUAAACCGUGGGUGACAAAUGCUGUGCCCCCUCCUCAAAGUUAUGCAACAGAGCCCGAGAAGAAGAAAGGACCACCUCCGGGCAUGGACAUGGCUAUAAAGUGGUCCAAUGUGUAUGAGGACAAUGGUGAAGAUGCACCAAAGGCUCAAACAGGAAAAGCCCAGUUUCUGCCUCCAGAGGAGCAACAUGUUGACUCAGAUGAGGAAUCUAAGAAGUCUCCUUCAUCAGCCAAGAAACGUCGGGUGGAGAGCUUCCAGCAAAAAGAGAAGAGGAAGCGGGAUAUGGGACAAGCCACUUCGGACAAGAGUUUUGUUGAAGAGGAGAAAAGAAUCCUUAGACAAAAAAUUGAGUGAAAUCCAAAUUGUUUAAAAUGGAGUUGACUUCAUGUUUUUCCCCAUUUGAACUUCUAAUAUUAUUUCUACAUCAGUAAAUAACGUUAACACAUUUAAAUUGAUAUCCUUAAAACUGAACUUUACAAGAGGCUCUGAGUGCAAUGAAGCAAAACUGUCUGGUAAGUGAUUAAUUUAUAAUGGUGGUUCUCUUUACGCUUACUGUAUUGUCUUCAUGCACAAAGGCUGCCCUUGGCAUGAUUUCGGGAGCGACCCACUUUAAUAUAACAAUUGUUAUGAUACCAUAUUAAAGAAUGAACCAUUUUUUCACUUAAUAAAACCAAUAUUUUUACACAAAAUAUAACAACAUAAAUUUGUUAAUUAUUAUUAUUAUUAUUAUUUUACGAAUAAGCUAGCUAAAUAUUGGAGGAGGAGAAUUUUUUUGGGGGGUUGGGGGCGAAAUCGGAAUAAGACAAAACAUCAUGAACACACUGUAGGUUGAAAAACUAAAACAAGUUUGAAAUGCUGUUCUUGAUUUUUUAUGUCAAGAGUGGAAUCUGCAACACAGGAGAAAAUCAUAUGUUCUGUUACCAUUUCUUCCUUAUAAUAUGAUGUGCAAAAACAUGUAAUCGUACGUAAAGCAUGUUUUAUUCACUUAAUGUUUGGCAUUUGCAUGAUCAUUAAGGGAAUGUGUCAUGUGAUAAAAAAUGAAUGUGCUGAUUGGCCAAGAGGAUAUUUUGUUGCCUGUGAUUGAAUGCGCAGCAAAGUGAAUUUGAAUUUUUCAAACGGAAUUUGUAUUAUCAGACCUGACUAUGAAAAAUUAAAGGAGUUGAAUUUCAAAUUCAGUUUCAAAAAAAUUAUUCAUACUCAGUUUUCAACUCAAUGGUUUAAAAAAAAAAAAAAAAAAAAAAAUUACCUCAUUCCGAUUCGAUUAUAUUUGAGUUAAUUAUUUCAAAUUCAAGUUUAGCAUUAAAGAUUCAUUGGAGAAAUUCAGAUUUAGUUUCAUUUGGCAAAAAUAUUGAUCAACCCAUAGAAAAACGAGGCCCUCUGACAGAAUAGCAAGUACAAAGAAAAGAGUUGAAAUGAUCCAAUGAUCCUCUGUAUUACCUCUACAGUCAUCCCACCACUGCAAGAGAUUAGCGCUAUAUAUAAGUAUAACACCAUUUACCAUUCAUCAUUUCCACCACUGACGGUGACUAAAAAUAUGCAAAUAUUACCCGUGUUUAAUUUUUUAUUUUUUAUUUUUUAUUUUUUUUUAAAUAAUACUUCCCUGUCCGUGAUCGUUACCCACCUGCAAUCAUCUUUCAAAUGUAGUAUUUUCAAUUUCAACCUAUUUUACAUUUUGCUUUUCUCUCAAGAUUUUCUAAAAUGUAUUGAGUGGAGGAAAGGAAAAGACUCUGAGCACUCUGUAUGGUGUAAACCACAAGUCUAGUCUCACAUUGGACAUAUAAUGAAAUGCUCAGACAGAAGCGUAAUAUGAUAAUUUACUGUAAUAGUGUGGCACAGAUGACUGACUGCACCAGAAUAUUUCCAAGUGGUGUCCCUGACGUUGAGCUAACAUUUUUCCACAUAUGUCAAAAAUGCAUAAUGCUGUGGACUAAGCAGGAGACAACUCCAUUCAUUAUAAAAUGCAACCCACUUCGGGUCUUUACAUAAUUCAGUAAUUUGGAAGGCUGAUGUCAGAAUGCACAGAUAUUUAAAUCAGACCAACAAAAAACAUGAAUUUAUUAGAAUUAACCUUACAUGCUUGCUGCCCAUUAACAAGUUUUGCCCAAACCUGUAGUUGAUGAAUAACUUUAAUGACCUUCUUACCUUUACCUUUCCUCUUCCAAAAUACCUCUACAAAAUUGUAUUGUAUAGUAUUGUAUUGUAUUGAUUCUAGGAUGGGAUUAUGAUGAGUCUUUCUAGGAGUUUGUGCAGUAUCUUGUAGGGUUACUUCAAAAUAAUACGACGAAGUUAAAGUAAAAGUAGUCAACCCAAAAAUUUACUUAAGUGUAAGUAAAAAAAUAUAUUUGGAAUACUAAAGUACUGACUAAAUGCUUAUAAUAUAUGACUAAAAAUUUGGAACAAAUAAAUUCAGACUAAAUAAAACGUAUAUGCAAAUUCGGGAAUCUGUAAAUAAUAGACAAAUUAACACAAAUUUGUCGAAAUCGUCUCGUUUUCGCAGGCACAGAAGAAAUUGCUGCUAUUUCGCACGGUGUAACCGAAACAUGUUUUGUAUAUGAGUUCAUGGCUGUUAUUGUUGUUGUUGCAUUGUUGUUAUUAUUUUCUGUUUCAUCGUUGGAGACAUUUAAAGCUGCCAUUUUCCAAAUGCUUUGUAACCCGUUGCUUUUUUGGCCAUUUCUUUUCUUUCUCUUGACAAGAGCACAAAUACUUUUUUUUUUUUUUGUAAAAAUAAAAACAACAAAACAUUGUGUAAAUAAUAUGAAAUAAAAGUAAGCAACGUAUA